AUGGCGGCGACUCUCUGUCAGGUGGUGGGCUUCCUGCUCAGCUUGCUAGGGGUGGCGGGAAUCAUCGCCGCCACGGGGAUGGACCAGUGGGCGACGGAGGACCUGUUUGACAACCCCGUGACGGCCGUGUACUCGUACUCGGGCCUGUGGAGGUCGUGUGUCCGGCAGAGCUCCGGCUUCACGGAGUGUCGGCCGUACUUCACCAUCCUCGGGCUGCCAGCGCUGCUUCAAGCCGUCCGCGCCUUGAUGAUCGUCGGUAUUGUUCUCGGCGCCAUCGCCUGCCUGAUCGCCAUAUUUGCCCUGAAGUGCUUGAAAAUGGGGAACAUGGAGGACAACAUCAAAGCCACCAUGACGCUGACGGCCGGCAUCAUGUUCCUUCUCGCGGGUGUCUGCGGCAUCGCCGGCGUGUCCGCCUUCGCUAACUUGAUCGUGCAGAGCUUUCGGUUCACCACGUACGCCGACGGUGGGUUUGGUACGUACGGAGGAGGAGUCGGCGGACUCACGGGAGCUCUGACUCCGAGGUACACUUUCGGCCCCGCCCUUUUCGUGGGCUGGAUCGGUGCAGCUAUCCUGGUCGUUGGCGGCGUCAUGAUGUGUCUGGCCUGCCGUGGAAUGACUCCAGACAGAAAGCAGCGGUAUGAUGGGAUGGCCUACAAAGCUGCCUCUCAGCACACGGUCUACAGGCCCGACACCAGACCCCGUCCAGCCUACAACGACUCCUACAAGGCCCAGAGUGUGGAGGGACGGCAGUCCAACCAGAGAUUUGACUACGUGUAGAAUCAUUUCACGCUCUCUCGUUGUAUUUUCCACGUUUCUGUGAUGAUCUCUGAGUUUCUUACUUGUUUUUUUUAUGGGAAAAGUGAUUUUUUUGUUUCUUUGUACUUUAAACUUUAAUCUGGCAGAAACUUUCUUCGUCUUUUUUAAUAGCAUCAUAUAAUCUUAAUUAUGAAAAGAUGUGAUUUGUUUUCAGUUAUUUUUCUCUUUUUGUGUCAAAUAAUAAACGUGUGAGUCCGGUCCGGUCUAAUUCAGGGAAUAAAGAUGAGUAGAAGCGUGGAGGCAGCUGCACCGGCUGGUUAGCUCGUUCAUAUAUGAGGAGAGAGAAACAGGUUAAAUAUGAUCCACGUAUCUGAUCUGACUCGAAACAUUGUUCAAUAAUAAAGGAAAAAACAAAAUUACAUUCCGCAAAAAUUAACCCAGCGUGACUCAAAUGACAAAACAUGUCACGUCGUUAGCCUAAAUGACCAAAUAGCAUUGGUUAUGUUAGCUGUUAGCGAUGGA
Messenger RNA from Chelmon rostratus (copperband butterflyfish), 1278 nucleotides. RefSeq names its product claudin-18-like. Bases 1 to 777 code for a protein of 258 amino acids. Gene Ontology annotation, cellular component: bicellular tight junction; plasma membrane. The record is from RefSeq and is a predicted model, not a curated record. Gene Ontology annotation, molecular function: structural molecule activity. Lineage: Eukaryota; Metazoa; Chordata; Actinopteri; Chaetodontiformes; Chaetodontidae. The transcript has 5 exons. Gene Ontology annotation, biological process: bicellular tight junction assembly; cell adhesion.